Molecule: messenger RNA, 3157 nt
Organism: Eucalyptus grandis
Lineage: Eukaryota; Viridiplantae; Streptophyta; Magnoliopsida; Myrtales; Myrtaceae
Product: kinesin-like protein KIN-6
Exons: 20
Coding region: 55-2715 (886 amino acids)
Biological process (GO): microtubule-based movement
Cellular component (GO): kinesin complex; microtubule
Molecular function (GO): ATP hydrolysis activity; microtubule binding; ATP binding
Source: RefSeq, a predicted model, not a curated record
UCACCACCGAUCUCCCUGAAAUCGAAGUCCGUCGCCACUCGCUCGCCGGCCAAAAUGGAAGAGCCGCCGCCGCCGCCGUCGCCGUCGCCCGGUGCGGAUGCCGCGGAGGAGACGGAGAAGAGCCCGCCGCCGUGCCCGAACACGGUCACGGUGCGCCGCAACCCUCACCGCCGAGCCAGGCCGACGCCGUCGACGACCGCCGCUCGUAAAUCGCCUGGCUCGCGACCCCCGAAACCGAAACUACCGGACAUCUCUUCGUUUCGACUGGAGGAGAUCCUCUCUAGCGACGCUUCGGAGUCCGAGUCGGAGAAUCUCAAGGUGUACCUUCGAAUCAGACCUCUCGGCGUCGGUAGUGCUCAGGGAUCCAGAAGGAACCGCGACACGGUCGAGUCAAUUGCUAGGGCUCGGAACGUGUGGCCGGUGAAUCCGGCGAGGAAGAAGGACGCGAGAGAGAAGAGCGUGAGGAAGAAGCAGCAGCUGAGCAGUGAGGUCUGUGUCACUUUGAAUGAUGGCACGUCGGUGACCUUGACGCCUCCGGUAGCUCUGCAGGAGUCUAAGAGGAUCAAAUCCGAGGUCUACGGAGGUUUCUCUCGGGUCUUCUCGUCCGAUUCCACGCAGGAUGAAGUGUAUGAAAGCAUGGUGAAGCCUCUUGUGGAUGAUUUUUUAAGGGGUAAAAGUGGGAUGUUGGCUGCCAUGGGGCCUAGUGGCUCUGGCAAGACUCAUACAGUUUUUGGGACUCCCAGAGACCCGGGCAUGGUGCCUCUUUUGCUGAGACAGAUUUUUGAGAAUUCUAAGGGAGGAAUCAUUAAGUCCCCGAGGUCAUUCUUACUUUCAAUGUUUGAGAUAUGCUCAGAACGAGGCAAAGGGGAAAAGGCCUUUGAUUUGUCUAAUGGCUCUGAGCUUUCAAUGCAACAGUGGACUUUGAAAGGUCUUCAGGAGGUCAUGGUUACCGACUUAGAACAGGCAGAGUCCUUAAUAGCCCGUGGAAUGUUGAAGCGUGCCACGGCCAUGACGAACACAAACAGUCAAUCAAGCCGAUCUCAAUGCCUGAUUAACAUCCGUAAUGUGUCUACAAAACAAGAUGGAGAAGAUCAAUCUAAUGCCGCCAUUAUAACAAUUGCUGACCUGGCUGGAGCUGAAAGAGAGAGGAGAACUGGAAAUCAGGGGACAAGAUUACUUGAAAGUAAUUUCAUCAAUAACACAUCCAUGGUUUUUGGUCUAUGCUUGAGAUCAUUGUUGGAGCACCAAAAAAAUCCAAAGAAAGUGUUGCAGAAGCAUUACCAGAAUUCUUUGUUGACCAGAUACUUGCGAGAUUACCUGGAAGGCAAGAAGCGAAUGACAUUGGUAUUGACAGUUAAACCAGGAGAAGAUGACUACCUUGAUGCGUCAUAUCUUCUGCGGCAGGCUUCACCUUAUACAAAGAUUAAGUUUAACAAAAUGGAGGAAUCUUCCAAUCCAAUUGGUACUAAAAGACAUUAUCUGACAGGGCCUAGAGUUGAAGAUCCCAAGAGAAUGAAAUAUGGUGCAAUUGAUGUUUCUGUGGUAGAAGACAGAAAAAGUAGCGGCAAGGUUUCUCUAUCAAUUGCGGAAGAUGCCAGUGUAAAACCAGACGUUGAUAUCUCCACAUCCCAAAAUUUGGAUACCAUUCAAACUAGUGGGAGCGACAGGUAUAAUCGUAUCAUGCAGGGUUUUGCAAAAGCUAUGUGGAAAGUUCUGAAGCAGUAUAAUGAUAAACUGAAGGUAGCAGAUGGUGAAAUCUGUAAUCUCCAAGAAAAUCUUGUUAAGGAGAAGACAAGGUGCUGUGAGCUGGAAAAGGAACUAAUAACUCUGAGGGCCAACUGUACAUGCACCAAGGAAAAUGUCAGAGAGGCCACUUCAGUGAUUCUAAAUGUUGGUUUAGCCUCUGCAGUAAGUGGUUCACAUUCACUCUCAACAGAAGUGGACAGACAUAAACCCGUCGACUCAGAUGAGGUUUGCGAAUCAGUGGUUCUAAAUGUCAGUUCAGACUCUGCAUUAAAAUGUUCGAAUUCACUCUCAGCGGAAGUGGACAGACAUAAACCUGGCAAUUUCAAUAAGGUAAAAGGAGAAAACUUUGGUACAGUUUCUGAUGCAGUUGAGAAUGUUGCCAGUUUGCAAGAAUCUGAUGUCAAAGUGGCAGUACCUGCUUCUGAUGCCGUCGGUGCUUCACAACCUUCUGUUCCAAAGUCCAGUCAGCUGCUUUCUCUGGAAGAAAGUUUUGGUGAGAAUGAGAAUGCAGGGAAAUAUUUUAUGGACUUACAAUGUCUCAAACUCGUGGAUGAUCUUUCUGAUGCCAAUUCGAAAGGUGCAGAUUUAUAUUCUCAGCCACUUGUUAUGGUCAGGAAAAACAGCUGUUCAUCAGUGGAGCUCGAUCAGCUGCUCAGCGAAGACGAUGAGAAAUCAUGUGAUCAACUGGCAUCAGUUGACAAGGAUUUAGAAUCUACACAAGCAUGUAGCUUUGGCAGUUCGGUAGAAGCUGAACCGGGGCUCAAAUCUUCCUACAAAUGCCCAAGUCUGGAGAAGCCAAAAAGGAGACUAUUGCCUGCUUCGUCCAUAUUGUUGAGAGAAAUGAGCACUUUAGAUGUAGAGGAUGAGAUGGAAAAACCAAGGGGAAACAGGGGACAGAAGAAACUACCGGCAGAAGAAAUAAAGAGAACUCACGGGAGCACCACUUUGCUACGGUUGCUGAAAAAGUAACCUCAUGCAUAAAGCAGUGGAGUCACUUAGCAACUGGUUGCGUCAAUGUGUACAGUUGAGGCGUUUCUUUAUUUUACCCAUGUUUGCUUGAAAGUGAAGUCAUCUCACUGUGGAUGAUUUGUCAAGAUCAUGCUCCUUUGUUCUUGACAAGAUCGACGGUGUUUUUGAACAUGCCCAAUUAUAGGCUGAAGAUUUGGCCUCAUAUUGGGACGUGAACGAGCAGUGUCAUAGACGUACAUACGAAGUCGGAGAUGUACUUAAACAUGCAGCCUACACCUUGACCGACUCAGUGUUAUGAUAAUAUACACCUACGAUGAGUUUUGACAAAUUCUUGUUUUCUUUUUGUUUGACUCAGUGAGGAUCUUUUUGGUAAAAAAAAUUGGCUAAAAAGCCCUUGAACACUAAAUUUUACGGACUCUGGAGUAGAAAACUCCAAUUAUUA